Conger conger (European conger) is the source of this 2022-nucleotide messenger RNA. RefSeq names its product RNA binding motif protein 48 (gene rbm48). Gene Ontology annotation, cellular component: nucleoplasm. The coding region runs from base 8 to 1114 and encodes 368 amino acids. Gene Ontology annotation, molecular function: RNA binding. The record is from RefSeq and is a predicted model, not a curated record. NCBI's taxonomy places the organism in Eukaryota, Metazoa, Chordata, Actinopteri, Anguilliformes, Congridae. The transcript is spliced from 5 exons.
GACAAAGAUGGCAGCCUUCAGCGGUAGUUCAAGCUGGAGCACCCCCGAAGUUCACAAACACCACGAGCAACAAACAGUUUGUCACACAAGGCCAAAAUAUAGAGAUGGGAGGAGACCCAAAGCUGUCAAAGUAUACACCAUCAACUUGGAAUCUCGUUUUUUGUUAGUCCAAGGAGUUCCUGCAAUUGGUUUGAUGACCGAACUGGUUCAGCUCUUUGCUCUGUAUGGGGCGAUUGAAGAGUACCGAAUACUGGACGAGUACCCAGCAGAAGAGUUCACUGACGUUUAUUUAAUUAAAUUCCAGAGGCUUCAAAGUGCUAGAGUGGCCAAACGUAACCUGGAUGAAAGGAGUUUCUAUGGCGGCUUACUUCACGUGUGCUAUGCCCCAGAAAAUGAAACGGUGGAGGACACCAGGCAGAAGUUACAAGAGAGGAGAAGAUUUGUUGCCAGGAUAAUGCGAAAUAAAGCUCGGGAAUCUGAACAAGCAGAAGAUGAUAAACAAAAAAUACCCAAUGACUCAGAAAUGUGUGAAAAAAAGGAAUGGAAGGAUACUGUUCAGGAGGAGACAGAAAGUUUUAGUACCAGCUACCUCCCCAGUUAUCCUUUAUUACCCCCUCCUCCGCAAGAGCAUGUCCAUAGACCUUCAUCCUUUUCUGAACAGGCAUCAUCAAUAUCUGCAUUAAAGGGAUAUCAAUGCAAAAUGCAGCCUGCUGAGGACAAUAUGGGGUCCACAUACCAUUUUGUUGGAAGCGGCUCAUUACCAGUAUCAUCUAAACCUCCACAGUCCUCCUCUUAUGGAAACCCAGCAAUGAGUAACCAACAGAGAAAAAUCACUCGCCCUACUACCAGGUUUAUUCCAAGGACAGCAUACUUAGAAAACCGGAAAAGAAAAAUUGAGGCGGCUUGUCAAGAUGCACUGUUGGGAAUUGCAGACAAAAGUGAACCCCUGAUUGGACCAAAACUACCACAACCACCUAAGAUGGACAUGGAGGAUGCUUCCUUGAACAUUACAGCUAAUUUAAUAAGAAGCACUAUGGCAAAGAUUUCUUCAGUACCAGAGUCCAAGCCUGCAGAGAAGAAAGCCACCACUCCAAAGCCACGAAGGAGGAUAUAACUACCAUUCCAUGCCUUCACAGGAACCACACCCUAUAAUACUGGAGAUGAGAGAAGUCAUGGACCUGUAUAUUAAGAGUUCAUUUGGGCAUUGUGAUUGUGAUUGUAAAUGUAUUUGGUGAGAACUAUUUAUUUGGCGGAAACAUGACUGAAUUAGUUCUCAAGAGGGUCCUGGAAUGCUUGCUGUUCAAAUGCCAGUAUGCUCUGGAACAGAGGUGGAAAAAUACAUUUUAGUUGUCAUUCCAACACCUUUAAUAAAUAUAAUUCACAAAAGUGUAGAUAAGAUGUAUACCUUUGCAUCUGGAACACAAGUUCCGAAGGCUUCCAGUAACAGGUCUUCCUCCCUGACUGCCUUCUCAAAGUCAGCGUACGAUAGUCGGCCAUCAUGAUCGUGAUCCUGUAAGCAGCAGCACAAUCUUUUUUUACAUUGUAUCUGCAGAACACAAUCCUCUUAAAUUAAAAAAAAGUAUUCAAUGUCUUUAAAUGUGAAUCCAGUCACAUGUGCAUACUGUAUGUUUCAAAUAAUGUGAUACCAUCAUAAAGUUUAUUUUUGCUAGUGUACCGAGUCCUCAUUCUUUGGACAUUUUCCCAUCUUAAUGUCUGUGAUAGUUUCCUUUGUCAAACAUAACUAUGAUAAGAUUAUUUGCUUUUUUUAAAAGCAUUUAUAGGCAACCAGUAGGUCCUGCUCCUAUUAGUUUAUCCAAUUUCUAGGAUAUCUCAGCUAGAGGUCAACAGAGUAUGUACCAAGUUUUGCUACUUUGAGACAUCGUUGCUGUGCUCAACACUUUUUCAUUGAUUUUAUUUGUAAUAUGUAUGAGUUUCAGUCCCCCGCAGCCCCACCCACCAUUGUUUUUAACCAUCCUAACAUUAUGAAUGUUAUAAAUGAAUAAAAAACGUUCAUAAACACUA